AUGGGAAGAAACUCACGAGACAAACGCGACAUUUUCUAUCGGAAAGCCAAACAAGAAGGUUGGAGAGCGAGGUCAGCCUAUAAAUUACUUCAAGUCGAUGAAGAAUUUAAUAUCUUUGAAGGAGUCAAGCGAGCUGUUGAUUUGUGUGCUGCUCCGGGAUCUUGGAGUCAAGUAUUGCAACGGAAAUUAUUAAAGAAAUUCCGAGAAGAAGGAGCACAAUUAAAACAUUUUAAUGAAGAUGAUUUUAGUGAUGAUGAGGAGGAUGGAAAUGAUGAAUUCAAUAAUGUUGCGAAUGAAGAAAUGAGUAAAAAGUAUCAUGAUGACAAUAACAUGAAUACAAGUGCAUCAUCGGAACUCGUGGAUGAUGAGAAUAAGUACGAUGAAGAUGCAAUUAUUGUCAGUGUGGAUUUACAAGAAAUGGCUCCAUUGGAAGGAGUGAUUGAAAUUCAGGGUGAUAUAACAAGUGAAAAAACAGCAGAGGAAAUUGUACAUCAUUUUCGAGGAAAGAAGGCACAGUUGGUGGUUUGUGAUGGAGCACCUGAUGUGACGGGAAUGCAUGACAUUGAUGAAUACAUUCAAUUACAACUCAUUCUCGCAGCUCUCAAUAUUACCACACAUGUCUUGGAAGAGGGUGGCUGUUUUGUGAGCAAAAUAUUUAGAGGAAAAGACAUUACACUGCUGUAUGCUCAAUGUGGUGUAUUUUUUGAGAGAGUCUAUUGUGCCAAACCUAAAUCUUCUAGAAAUUCAUCUCUUGAAUCCUUUGUCGUUUGUAAGGGAUUUAAGCUUCCUCCAGGAUAUAUCCCAAGAAUGGUCGAUCCAUUACUUGACUUUCAAUACAAUGAAGAAAAAUAUCAAGGUGGCAAUGUGACAAGUGCAGCUCAAAAUGGAGGUCCCAUGCUAGGAGCUGAUCGAUAUAUUGUGCCGUUCUUGGCAUGUGGAGAUUUGAGUGGAUUUGACAGUGACAGAACGUAUUCGAUUGGUGUCAAUGAAGAGCUUGGAAUGAAACCCAUUCAGCCACCCACAAAUCCACCCUACAAGAAGGCAGUUGAGCUGAAAAGAAGCAACAACAAUUUGAAGGUUGAUUUGAUGUUUAAAUAA
Messenger RNA from Naegleria lovaniensis, 1098 nucleotides. RefSeq lists its product as uncharacterized. Gene Ontology annotation, molecular function: tRNA methyltransferase activity. Lineage: Eukaryota; Heterolobosea; Eutetramitea; Acrasida; Naegleriidae. Gene Ontology annotation, biological process: cytoplasmic translation; tRNA methylation. The coding region runs from base 1 to 1098 and encodes 365 amino acids. The record is from RefSeq and is a predicted model, not a curated record. Gene Ontology annotation, cellular component: cytoplasm. The transcript has 2 exons.